CAUUUUUUUAUUUAUUAUAAAUUAAAGUUGAAAGUGGAUUGAUUCUAUCACCCACCAGGCCACCACCAGCACCAUCAAAGAGAGAGAGACGGCAGCUUUAAUUUCGCGCAUUCUUAGCUUUUUUCGCCGAAAUAUAAAUCCGAUUUCAAGUCCUUGAUUCUCUCUCGCUCUUUCCGAUUUUCCGGAUUAUGUCAGGUUCUCUUCUCGCUUCACAACAUACUCCAUCGAUCUUUUCUCUCUCUUUCUCUGUCUCCACUUCUCUCCAGCUCCCCCUCCAGGUGAUGGUGAUUGUUUAACCGACAUAAAAAAGAGGCCUCCGGCACUUGAACCGGAGAGAGAGGGUACUGGUUCGCGGAGGCAAUUCAACUUCUGCGAGCUUAGAGUCCUCUCUCAUUCUCUAUUUAUUUAUUCAAGGCAUUACUUCUUGAUGCUUAUGCGCUGUGGCAUUGGGUUUUGCUGGUGAGUUUUGGGAAUUAUUGCGGAGGGCUUUCAGUAAAAGAAAGGGAUUGGAACUGACGUAAUGGGUUCUGUUUGUUGCUGUUUGCAUGCCGAGGAUUUUGAGGAUUAUAUGAAUCCUAACAGCUCUGCAUAUAGAAACUGCAUGUGUCUCAGUUGCUUUUUGCAGAAUUUUCUACACUUGUAUUCCUCACUGUUUCGAAGAGGGGAAGUGCAUUCGGUCCCCUCAUCCAUUCAGGGGGCAGCUUCUAUGACUUCUUCUUCAUCACUUGAUAACUCUCUCUCUGACAUGUAUCGUUCUCCUCCAAGGCCCUUGCCUUAUGAUGCCGAUCCCAGAUACUUCCGCUUGCAGCGUGAUGGUCUGGUUUCAAGACGUGAGAAAGGCUCAAGUCACGCACAUGAGGAAUCAGAACCAUUAAGAAGUGAUAAUGAUGGUGAUUCUGAUUCCUUGAGUACAGGGGACAAAUGGACAGCAUCUGCUUGCGAAGAAGGAUCCAAAGAACAGCGUGCUAGAUCCUCACUAAAGCUCUCAUCAGCAAAAGCGACUGUCGGAAUUGGAUAUAUUUAUUCAUCUUCAGAAGAUGAGGAUGUCUGUCCAACAUGUCUUGAAGAAUAUACACCAGAGAAUCCCAAGAUAGUGACAAAAUGCUCUCACCAUUUCCACCUAGGUUGUAUUUAUGAGUGGAUGGAAAGAAGUGACAGCUGUCCAGUCUGUGGCAAGGCAAUGGUAUUCGAUGAAACGACUUGAUCUUGAUCAUAGGUUUUUUUGUCGUGGAUGAAACCAGCCACAACAGGAGAAGAAAGAAAACCGAAAAGGAGACGUGUAGAGUUUUUUUGUGAAUAUUUCAGGUUAAAGUGUUUGUUAUCUAUGGUAAAUAUAAAGAAAUUGUAAUGAUAACAAUUGUUCCAAAAUACGUCUCUUCAAAACACCCGUUAAAAUUUCUUUUUGCCCAUAUGAAUGAAAAUCUGCUUAUAAUUCAUCAAAA
Molecule: messenger RNA, 1442 nt
Organism: Jatropha curcas
Lineage: Eukaryota; Viridiplantae; Streptophyta; Magnoliopsida; Malpighiales; Euphorbiaceae
Product: E3 ubiquitin-protein ligase At3g02290
Molecular function (GO): ubiquitin-protein transferase activity
Source: RefSeq, a predicted model, not a curated record